AUGCUGCUCAUCCUGUUGCUGCUCUCCAGCCUUGCCUCCUCAUCCGUCAGCGCAACUGAGAUCGAUGUGAAUGGCGUUGCAGUCGGCGCGUUCCAAGCCAGUGGCAGUCUGGACGACGCCGAAGCCUUCAUCCAGGCCGAAGCUCAAGUUAUCAAUACAUUGAUCGAACUCGAUAACCAGCUGGACAAUGCGUUGAAUGGAUUAUCCAGCUCCAGUGGGUCCCUGGAGAUCGACGUGGUGGUUGGUGAGUCGGACGGCACACAGAGCGGCUCGGGUAUGUGGAUCGACGACGAGAUCGUCGUGGUCAUCCCCGCUGGAUCUGGGCCCAAGCUUUCGGAGGCUGAGAAGGACGAGAUCAAGGGCGAGAUCGAGAGCGAAGUGGCUGAGGUGCUGGAUGGAAUGAUCGUGGACCAGGCAGUGCUCGCUCCGGACGUGGAGCAGCAGCCGGAGCCGGACGCUGCGCUGGUCGAGAAGGUCGCGAGGCUGUUCGAAGAGGAAGCGGAGGCUGAGGAGGAGCUGGAGCAGAUGAAGGAAGAGCUCAAGACGGCGCUGGAUACGCUGCCCAGCUCCGGCGGGUCAGUGGAGAUUGACAUUGUGGUAAGCGAGUCGGACGAUGAGAACCAGCAGGAUGUCGCUGACGAUCAGUUUAUCAUCUUCAUCCCAGCGUCGACUGGAACUGGUCCACGGCUUACGGAAGAUGAGAAGCAGGAACUGGAAGAUGAAAUUGUGGAAGAAGCGGCGGAUGCAUUGGGGGACAUCGUCAUGAGGGACUUUAUUGAAGACGUCACAUUGAAACUACCUGAAGACCCGCGUCUGGAAGAAAACUCUCCACAGGAAAAUGCACUGCAACAACGUGAGGAUGCACCUGCCGCGGAGGAGAAUAUUGCUCAAGCUGCGUGGGCGGAGGAAGCACCAGAACCCGAGCCGAAACCUGUGUUUCGCAGUGCAGGCGCAACAGCGAUCGCCCAGCCGGGCUUCGACCAUCCGAUGUUCGUGCCACACCAUUGGCAAACAACCGACGAGCAGCUCUGGACGAUGAAGCUCUCUAUGCUGACGUCGAUCUCGUGCGUGACGCUCCUGCUGAUCGUGGGUGUCUGGACUGGAGUUCGGCGCUCGCGUCGCCACGCAGUUCUCGACGACAACCACUUCCGCUGGGCCGAGAGGGUCGAGUACAUGGACGCCUUCCCGUACGAACCGUAG
Messenger RNA from Phytophthora sojae, 1200 nucleotides. RefSeq lists its product as hypothetical. The transcript has 2 exons. The record is from RefSeq and is a predicted model, not a curated record. Bases 1 to 1200 code for a protein of 399 amino acids. Lineage: Eukaryota; Oomycota; Peronosporomycetes; Peronosporales; Peronosporaceae.